UUUUUUUCCACUGAGCGGAAACGAGGGUCCCCACUUUUUUUUUUCCGCGUCAAGUUCGUGCCUCAAAGUUUUUCUUCUCUCUCUUCUUUUAAGUCAGAGACAUUGUCGCGUCAAGUCACAAUGGAAGCCAAAGAGACCAUUUUGUGCACUUCUUCCCGCUGAGGUCGACUCUUGCUCUAAUUUUUCUUUUUCUUUUUGGUUCUUCCCGCCGACGCCACUUUAGUGGCCAACUUUUGGAUGCCUUUUCGACACAUUUCCGUUAUGCGAAGUCCAAACUGUUGUGUUGUCGUCGUGCAGCGGUGGGUGCCCGUCGGAGAUAACGGAGAACUGAUUCUCAGCCGGUCUGGUUACUGCAAUGAAUGGUAACACAUUCCAUCCAGCCAGCACCACCGCAACAGUAGGAGGCGGCCCUGGCGUGGCGGCGCUCCCGAGAGGCUGGAGGGAGUUCUGCGAGCUACACGCCAUCGCCACAGCGCGGCAACUCGCCGGACACUACCGAAGCUUCGCCAGGGAGCGCCCCCAGCAUGACGUCCUCCCGCCCGAGACCUUUUCCAAGCAGUUCACCGACCUCUUCCAGCAGCAUUUCCGCUGCGAGGUGGACAAGGACGGCACGGCUCUCCAGCAGAGCGCCUGCUCCGCCGCUCCGGGCGCCGCUCCGGGCGCCGCUCCGGCGGUUCCUCCGGUUCCAUCGCAGACCGUGAUAGGUCGAUUGCGAAUCGGCGCUUUGUCCGGCGUGCAGGACUACCGGGAGGCGGGUCGACAAAGCGGAGGUGCCGCUCUCUUCGCCGUGGUGUCGCCAAAAGUGGAGCCGGUGAGCAGGGAGCAAGAGCGGCCUCUUCGAUGUGCGGCGGGAAACCCCCGUUCGGGAAACCCGGUGCUGCUCAGGGGCUUGACCCGUACCUUGGGCAGCGGGUCGCUGUUGUUCCGUAGCCGUAGUGACGAGGAGCUGUCUGGCGCAGACGCUCGACAAACACCCGACUCUCUGGCGCCCGGUCCGGCCCACGCUGAUGUCACGCACUUCUCCGUCAAUCAGAUUCGGCAGUCUGUCAGACGACUUUUUAAGAAACGGCCCCUCCCCAGUCCGCCUUCGUCACAGGACCUGUCCGCCAACAACAACAACCCCGCCCGGUCCCUCAGCGGCCCCGUAAGCAGCACGGCGGCCUUGGCGUCUGAGCAAACGUUAGCCUCCUCGUCUCUCAACUCUGAAAGCACGCCCACGGCAUUGUCGCCGCUCUCAGGGGCAGCUUCCAACUUCUUGGAUCGUUUCCGUUGGUUACGCGGCGGGAGCGUGAGGCAGAGGAGGUCGGAGGUCAGCGGCUGCUGCAAAGAGGGCCAGCUGAGGUACUUGCUGGUGGACGACACCAUCUCAGACUCUUUGCCGCGAUGGCAGCGCUGCCGCCUGCUGGUCAGGAGGAUCCGGGACGCUGAAGGCGCAGGAGGCGAGGGCUACCAGUUGGAGCUUUAUGAUCCCCCAAAGGCCUCCGCUCCCAAACUGACGACUCACUGCUCAGAUAUCCAAGAAGUCCGUCGCUGCAACCGGCUGGAGAUGCCUGACAACUUAAACACGUUUGUUUUAAAGGUUAACCGAGGAAGUUUGAUAUUUGAGACAGACAACGACCAGCAGGUCAGCUCCUGGACCACCGAGAUUAAAGAAUGCAUCAGCAACAGAUUGGGCAGUGUGGAUCUGGAGCCCCUUCCCUCCCCGGCUGACAGCGCCGUUUCGACCAAUCACAGGGCAAGCUCCGAGUCUGGAAGUCAAAGUGAUUGGCGGCCCGCUUCAUCCCACACGGCCCCCCAGACUCGUCCUGUCACAAUUAGCUGCCCAGUCACCUUGGCUCUGCCAGAGCCGCUCAUCCACAAGACGGAUCACUUCCUUUUCUCCUACCCGUGGUUCCACGGGCACAUCUCACGCGUCAAGGCGGCCCACUUGGUUCAGAGCUCGGGGGCCGAGGGGCACGGCGUCUUUCUGGUGCGUCAGAGCGAGACGCGGCGAGGGGACUACGUCCUCACCUUUAAUUACCAAGGAAAGGCCAAGCACCUGCGUCUCUCGCUGACCGAGUGGGGGCAGUGUAGGGUGCAGCACCUGCGCUUCCCUUCCGUCAUGGAAAUGCUCAGCCACUUCCGCCUCUUCCCCAUCCCGCUGGAGUGCGGCUCCGCCGGCGCCGUCACGCUCUCCAGCUUUGUUGUGGCCGGCUCCAGCCCCCCGUCACAGGGUCAGCUCACUGGCGCCCUCUUGGUGCCGUUCUCGCUGCACCGCUGGAACUCGGAGCCCAACGUAGCUCAUUGCGGCGCGUCUCUCAGCUGCAGCCAGGCACCCUCCUCUUCGUCCUCCUCUUCCUCGUCCUCCUCCGCCGCCACGGGCACUUCCGGCCCGCAGCCGUUUCGCCGGGCCGUCCCGGCCCCGCCGCCUCCGUCGAGCGCCGCCGCCUCGGCUGCCCUACGCCGCAGCGAGUCUGCGGGCCGGCGAGCGCCGCUCCGCCACGGCAACCCGCCCGUCAUCCCCCAGCGGGACUCGGACUACGAGCUGGAGCCCGAGCGCGGACGCAAGCGGGCCAUUGAUAAUCAGUACAUGUUUCUCUGACCUCCCGCCGCCCGAAUCGACGAGAUGCACGCGGGUUCGAUGGCUUCCGCACGAGUGUCCGCAGUGAAUGUAUUUUGACGUUUGGCACAGGUGGGAAGCAGAUGGCUUGUCUUCAAGCCCAGCAAGCAAAAACUAUUUUUAUACAUUUUCUAAAGGCGAACUUUUGAAGGUUGGCUUCAACCAAUGCUAGCUUGAUGAAUUGACAGUUUUAUUUUUUAUUUUUUCAUAUUUAUGUUGGCUGCCUCCCGUCGCCUCCUUUCGUUACUUUGCUGACGCUAGAUCACUUUUUUUAACCCCGACCCCUCAAAAGAAAGAAAGACUUUAAUUUUUGGCACAGCGCUCAAUUUCUUACACAACCAACAAAGCACUCUUUCUCUUCUUUGAGUCUUCUGAUGCUCUGUCACAAUAUUUCUCACAUUUGCGCAUUAUUUAAAUAUGAAAGCUACAUGGCAGCCUCGAGGCUCGCACGCUGAAGUUCUGGAUUUGAAUACUUCAGCUUCCUCUCGCAUGCAUGUCGUGUCAGUCAAGGACUCUCAACUGUCCGCAGAUGUGAAUGUGAGUGUGAAUGAUUGUUUGUCUCUAUGUGCCCUGUGAUUGGCCAGCGACUAGUUUAGGGUGUACCCGGCCUCUUGCCCAAAAGUCAGCAAGCAGCCAAGAGGGCACUUUGGAGA
Messenger RNA from Syngnathus acus (greater pipefish), 3252 nucleotides. RefSeq names its product SH2B adaptor protein 3 (gene sh2b3). Lineage: Eukaryota; Metazoa; Chordata; Actinopteri; Syngnathiformes; Syngnathidae. Gene Ontology annotation, molecular function: transmembrane receptor protein tyrosine kinase adaptor activity. The transcript is spliced from 8 exons. Gene Ontology annotation, cellular component: plasma membrane. The record is from RefSeq and is a predicted model, not a curated record. The coding region runs from base 356 to 2581 and encodes 741 amino acids. Gene Ontology annotation, biological process: intracellular signal transduction.